AUGGCUGUGCAGCUUGCUGACUUCUUUGCUCGGGUGUCUGAGCCUUUGGGCCUCAACAAGCCCUACAUGCGCAACGCUGUCGCCCACGUCAACUUGUCCGACGAGGAGAUGCGUGACAUCCCGAACCCUUGGAACGAGAUGCAGAUACAUGUUAGCUUCAAGUGCGCAGAAGCUCUCGCAUUCCUGGGCUUGGGCGCCGGGGCUUUUCUCUUCAGGCGGUCGCCCACGCCGAUCCGUCGGGCUGGACAAUGUGCCUUUCUCGGUGGCCUCCUCGGCGCGGGGCCCGUGGGGUAUUUGAUGUGGAACGGCAAAGCUCGAAGCUUGAAUCACGAGGACAUCUACGACCGCGCGUAUCGGUGCCGGUACAACAGGAACCAGCUGCGCAUUGACGGUGUCUUCGAGGGGAGCGCUUACCUUGGCCUCAUCGGAGGCUUGCUCUCGACGCGCAGCGUCAUGGGAAUGAUCGCAGAUGCCGGCUUGGUGUCCACGGCUGGUUUGGUUGGCGCCGUUGCUUGGACGGUUCAGCGACAGAUGGAGGAAUAUGCUUUGCGGUACCAGGACCAAGUGCGAGGCUUGCAGCAAGAAGUGGAAAUCUACCUGUUCAGCCUCCAGGAAAUCUACCUGUUCAGCCUCAAGGAAAUCUACCUGUUCAGCCGCACGGAAAUCUACCUGUUCAGCCUCCAGGAAAUCUACCUGUUCAGCCUCCAGGAAAUCUACCUGUUCAGCCGCAAGGAAAUCUACCUGUUCAGCCUCCAGGAAAUCUACCUGUUCAGCCUCCAGGAAAUCUACCUGUUCAGCCGCAAGGAAAUCUACCUGUUCAGCCUCCAGGAAAUCUACCUGUUCAGCCGCACGGAAAUCUACCUGUUCAGCCUCCAGGAAAUCUACCUGUUCAGCCUCCAGGAAAUCUACCCGUUCAGCCCCCAGGAAAUCUAUGCGCACAGGGUCCAGGUGAUCUACUUCAAGGUUCUAGCGUUCCGGUACCACCAGUCCUACCACCAAGGAACAAAGAGCGACGACUGGGGCAUCCACGGCGUCACAAUGGCAAUGAUCAAACAGCUAGGGACGGACAAGGGUGAGGACAAAUCUCCAGAAACAGUGAAGCCAGGAGUUACAGCACUCCCCACGUUGCCACCGGUGCGGGCAGAAACCAGCUCGAUUGACAUCGCAGAUUGGAUCGAGAUGCUCGGCGCCCCGAUGGCGGAUCUCUCUGAUGGGUCAGCUACUUGGUGGAAACUGGUGCGGGAAAAGGCCACAAUGUCCUAUGCCGAGUGGUCCAAUGCGGGGCCAAUGGAGAAGCUCUCGAUCGCUCCAAAAGGGACGAGUCUCUUGAGGAUGGCCGUUGGGGACCGAAAUGGUGGCAAGGAGACUGACGGGAUCCUGAAUAGUCUUCAGAGCCCACCUGAGGAGUCGGAGCCCCAAAGGGCAGUGGAGUCACUUCGGGCUUGGGAACGAUGGCUACGUCGAUGUCGAGAACUCAGCUUGGCCACUCCGGAUCCAACAAUCCUCUCGCGGGGCUUGAGCGCGAUGGUGAAGAAGGUAGUGGACAGGAAUCCUGAUAUGGGCUUCCGCACCAACCUCAUUCGAUCUACGCUACAGGUGGACACUCGGCCCUCAUACGAAUCCAUCGACACGUACUACAAGCACUUGAUGGCUGAGUGUGAGGCUUUGGCAGAAGUUCUGGCAGAUGUGGGCAAGAUCCUGAAGGCGAUGAGUGCUACGACGUUGAAGAGAGCUACGGUGGCAAAGGAUGGAUUGAUGGAACGAAUUCAGACAAUGGCUGCCCGGGUGUGUGGUGAAGGUGAAGGUGAUGAGUCUAUGAAAGGCCUACUGGACAGCGGGGCGAGCCACGCGAUGCGGACUGCCGACCAGGAGGAGUACGACCGAGGACUUCCCGUCAAGGUGACGUUGGCCGGUGAAGAGGAACGUGUACUACGGCAAAAUCAUCAAGGAACUGUCCUGGUUCCUGAAUCCUCUUCUACGUCUACGCAACCGAUAGUGCCAUUGGGAGCGCUGGUCCAGGACUUGGGUUGCACUCUGCAGUGGAAGAAGGGAAGCUUCAAACUUCGUCACCCGGAAAGGGGCUACGUGAAGGUCAACAUUGCAAACAACUGUCCUGAGGUGUCUAUCAAGGAAGCCAACCGCCUCAUUAAAGAACUGGAAACCUUCCAGCUGGCGCAGUUGAAUUCGCAGGUUGCCAACUUGACUGCUAAGCUCGAGGUGAUGCAGAAAGAAGAGACCAAGGCCUGGGAUGAGCUCCUCAAGGAGUACAUGGAAGGAGGAUGUCAAAGCGUUCUUCAAAGGGCCAUUAUGCUGUGUCCGUUUACAAAGGACCUUCCCUCAGACGUCCAAGCGAUGAUGGUCACGGACUUCGAGGUUGAUGCCGGGGCCAAGUAUCUCAAGGAACUACCUUUGAGAAGGAAGAAGAGAAGGGCAUUGCUGGCGUCGAAGGAUUGGGUUGUAUGUUUGUUUAUGGGACAAGGUCAAGAAGGAGAUUCCUUCGUCAAAACUAUGAGCAAAGGUGGCAAGGUGACCCUCAAUGUGGACCUCAAGGACUCCAAGCUGUGGGACCUCAACGGCAACUCCUCGGUGUAUAAGCUCUUGAUAUGGGCCGCUGCCAAUGGAAGGAUUGCUGACAUUAUUGGUUCCCCGCCGGAGACCACAUGGACUACAAGCACAACGGAACAAGAUGGUGAUUUCCUUUCUUUCUGGAAAACGGAGAUGUGGAAGUCCUUCAAGUCUGUUUCGGGCAUGGGCGUCGCCACCUUCUACCAAGGAGCUUUUGGCCACCAGUCAUUGAGACCUACUACGUUGGGAACUACAUACCCUUCGCUUGUGGAGCUGGAUGGUGAGUUUGACGCAAGGGAUGGAUGUGUACCUACAUCUCUACUUGGAAGAGCUACUAUGAGAAGGUGGUCUACUGAGUUCAAGGAGUUGGUCUCCCAUGCCAUUCUGGACUACGUUCCAGGAGGAGUUGCCAGUGAAGAGGAAAGUGCAGAAUGCGGAGCGAGGUUGAGUAAGUUGACCAAGGAUCAACGUGAAGCUUGGCGACAACAUCUACUACAAGAUCACCAGCCGUAUCGAGCCGACUGUUCGGUGUGCUUGAAUGCUCAGGCAACAGGCUAUCAACAUCGACGACGGAAGCAUCCCCAACUUUACUCGCUGGCACUUGACCUUGCAGGGCCAUACAAAUCAAUAUGCUCGUUUGUAGGGUUGGAUCCGCGGGGGCUGGAUCAGUGGGCUUGGCAAAAACCAAAGUUAUCAAAAUCAGAAGUCAACCUGAACAAAGACUUAUUGGAUACGUUACGACACGGUAGGUUUGUCCAGAAUUAA
Symbiodinium sp. CCMP2592 is the source of this 3330-nucleotide messenger RNA. NCBI's taxonomy places the organism in Eukaryota, Dinophyceae, Suessiales, Symbiodiniaceae. The record is from the annotation of a GenBank genome assembly.